AUGGAGCUGGGCUCGAUGAUGGAGGGGACGCCCUACGAGCCCCCCGAGGAGGACCACUCGUGCUGUGGCCGUUUGCGACGAAUCUUUGCUGCCCCGCAGUACGAGCUUGCCGUCACGCUUCUGAUUUUUGUGAAUGCUUUGCUGAUUGGUCUUCAGUUCCAGUACGAAGGUUUUCAGCUUGCUCACUCGAUCGGCUUUCCCGGCUACAGCGCUUCGGCAGAUGAGCUCUGGCCUGGGAUCGCAACUGCCUUCGAUGUGCUGCAGGUGACCUUCACGUCCCUCUUCUUGGCCGAUGUCGUGAUCAGAGGAUCUCUUUUCUGGAAGACGUUCUUCUACGAUUGGUUCAACUGGCUGGACCUUGUCGUGGUCCUGUCGAGUGUUGUCGACCUUAUCACGCCCGGGAUGUUCAACACAAGUGUCCUUCGGUUGCUGCGCCUCACGAAGCUGACUCGGAGCAUCCGAAUUUUAAAGGUUUCGAGUGUGCUUGACUCGCUGAACAUGAUCAUGAAGUGCCUCCGUGCCAGCGUGGGUACUUUAUUCUGGUCCUUGUGCGUCCUCUUGGUCAUCCAGUGCAUUGGUGCCAUCGUCAUCAUGUACACAGUUCAAACACACAUCCGCAACCCCAACGCCCUUUCGCAGGAGAACAGGUUGUUAGUGUUCGCUUACUUUGGCACCUUCUCGCGCUCCAUGCUCACCAUGUUCGAGGUCCUCUUCGCUAACUGGAUAACGCCUUGUCGCAUACUGGUGGAGCAUUUGAGCGAGUACUUCUCCGCUGUCUUUAUCUUGUACCGGUGUUUGGUUGGCUUUGCCGUCUUGAACGUCAUUCAGGCCGUGUUCAUCCAGCGCACCAUGCAGGUGGCCCAGGACGACAAGGAGCUGCAGCUCAAGCAGAAGCAGUAUGCCGCCAAGACCUUCGAGCGAAAGCUGCGCUACAUCUUCGAGGAGCUCGACACUUCUGGAGAUGGCAUCGUGACCUGGGAGGAGUUCGAUGGCCAUCUCAAGGAUCCUCGGACCGGCGCGCUCCUUUCCAUGAUCGAGAUCGACGCCCAGGACCUCAGGGUAUUCUACGAUUUGUUGGAUGACGGAGAUGGCCGGGUUGAUGCGCAGAAGUUUGCACAAGGCGUGCUGGCGAUGAAGGGCCCCGCCAAGGGUAUUGAUCUGGCGCAGCUAAGCAAAAACGUCGGCCGGCUUGGUCUCAUGGCGCCCCCUUGGCAGCUUCAGCCUCGAUUCAGUGCGCAGCAGGGCCUGACACAGGGCAGCUGUUUGCCCUUGCAGCAGUUGGAGACCUCCGAAGCUCUAAGACUGUAA
This is a messenger RNA of Symbiodinium natans, 1308 nucleotides long. The record is from the annotation of a GenBank genome assembly. Lineage: Eukaryota; Dinophyceae; Suessiales; Symbiodiniaceae.